Lepus europaeus (European hare) is the source of this 6544-nucleotide messenger RNA. It is a transcript of the gene TRIM25, whose product is annotated as tripartite motif containing 25. Bases 83 to 2002 code for a protein of 639 amino acids. The record is from RefSeq and is a predicted model, not a curated record. NCBI's taxonomy places the organism in Eukaryota, Metazoa, Chordata, Mammalia, Lagomorpha, Leporidae. Gene Ontology annotation, molecular function: protein binding. The transcript is spliced from 9 exons.
UUCCCCGGCUAGGUUUCGUUUCCCCGGGAGCCUCUGGGCAGUCGCUCGGCGCUCCGGAUCCCGUGCCGUCCCCAGGAGCGCCAUGGCGGAGCUGCUGCCCUUAGCCGAAGAGCUGUCGUGCUCCAUCUGCCUGGAGCCCUUCAAGGAGCCGGUCACCACCCCGUGCGGCCACAACUUCUGCCGCUCGUGCCUGGACGACACAUGGGCCGUCCAGGGCCCGCCGUUCCGCUGUCCUCAGUGCCGCACCAGCUACCAGGUGCGCCCGCAGCUGCACAAGAACACGGUGCUGUGCUCCGUGGUCGAGCGGCUCGCGAUAGUGGAGCAGGACCAGGCCCGGGCGCCCGGCGACGGCUGGACGCCGCCCGUGCGCAGCGCGGCCCCCAGCACGGUCGCCCAGGUGGCCUGCGACCACUGCCUGAAGGAGCCCGCCGUGAAGACGUGCUUCGUGUGCACGGCCUCCUUCUGCCAGGAGCACCUGCGGCCGCACCUCGACAGCCCCGCCUUCCGGGACCACCCGCUGCAGCCGCCCGUGCGCGACCUGCAGCGCCGCAAGUGUCCCCAGCACAACCGCCUGCGGGACUUCUUCUGCCCGGAGCACGGCGAGUGCAUCUGUCACGUCUGCGUGAUAGAGCACAAGACCUGCUCGCCCAUGUCCCUGAGUCAGGCCAGCGCUGACCUGGAGAACAAGCUGAGGUACAAACUCACCAUCAUGUACAGUCAGAUCAACGGGGCGUCGAAAGCGCUAGAGGAUGUGCAAGCCAGGCAGCAGGGUGUGCAGGAGGCUACAAACAGGAAGAUAGAGCAGCUGCGACAAGAAUACCUGGAAAUCAAGGCUCUCAUCGAUGCCUCGGAGGCCAGCUCGACUCGAAAGAUAAAGGAAGAGGAGAAGAGAGUGCACGGCAAGUUGGACACCAUUCAUCAGGUGCUCCUCAAGAAGAAGAGUGAGAUCCAGGCCCUGAAGGAGAAGAUCGAGGACGGCCUCAAGGAAGGGGACGAGUUUGAGUUUCUGGAGAAAGCGUCAAAACUGCAAGGAAUCGUGACGAAGCCAGUGUACGUCCCCAACGUGGAGCUGAAUCAUGAGCUGAUACAUUGCGUCUACCAGGGCACCUUGGACCUCAAAAAUGAGCUGAAGCGGGCUACCAGGCAGCUCCAGGAGAAGAAGCCCAAGGAGGCCCCAGGCCCAGGUGGCUCUGGAGACCAUCCAACACAGGGAAAGAUCAAACCCUCACACCCUGGGAAGAAGGUGUCAUAUGAAAAGAAACCCAAGAACCCUUCAGCUGACGCUGUCCCUCCAUCUCCUGCCCCUUGCCCACCUGCCAAGAUUCCCAUCUUCGGAGCCCCAGGACAAUUUGUGAGUUUGAAGCCAGCUGACGCAGAGGCUGCAGCCAAAGCUGCCCUCUCAGCAGCGAGCUCGGCAGCUGUCAAGGCCACCGAGCUGAAGGCCUUCUUGGACAAGUCCAGACCCGAGCUCCUGGAGUAUUCUACGAAAGUCAUCCUGGACUACAACACUGCCCACAACAAGGUGGCUCUGUCAGAGAAGUAUACCGUGGCUUCCGUGGCUGAGGAGUCUCAGAACUACCGGCCACAUCCCCAGCGGUUCACAUACUGCUCUCAGGUGCUGGGCCUGCACUGCUACAAGAAAGGGGUGCACUACUGGGAGGUGAAGCUGCAGAAGAACAACUUCUGUGGGGUAGGUGUCUGCUACGGCAGCAUGGGACGGCAGGGCCCCCACAGCCGGCUUGGUCGCAACAGUGCCUCCUGGUGUGUGGAGUGGUUCAACACCAAGAUCUCAGCCUGGCAUGACAACGUGGAGAAAACUCUGCCCUCCACCAAGGCCAUGCAGGUCGGCGUGCUUCUCAACUGUGACCACGGCUUUGUCAUCUUCUUUGCCAUUGCCGAGAAGGUCCACCUGUUGUAUAAGUUCAAGGUGGACUUUACCGAAGCCGUGUACCCAGCCUUCUGGGUGUUCUCCACGGGUGCCACGCUCUCUAUCUGCUUCUAGUGGGCAGCCCGGGGACCUUCUGGCUGACUGCCUGUGAGGCGUCCAGGACUCAGAUGAAAAUGCUGCAUGGGGGAUGCUCCUCAGAGAACUUUCCAGAGAGUCCCCAAGGCUGGAAGGACCGGAGGAGUUGGGGGGCGGGAGGGGAGGUGGGAUGUGGAGGGAUUUGGCCAGGGAAGGAGGUGGGGGUCCCUGUGUUGUGAAGAGAGAUUUCUUUCUCCUAUACCCCCUGGGGCAUGGUGACCUCUUUCCUACUGCUCCUGCUGUUCUCCAGGCUCUGGGCCGAGCUCUGGGGAGGAGUCAUGGUGCCCCUGUCUUCUUAGAAGUCUGUGUCUGUUGCAGGCUCUUUCCCAGGCUCCUUGGUCUGUGGCUCUUGGAUCUCUGGGGUAGGGUUCAGAUCUUCGUGUUUUCAUGACUGUUCAGAGUUUCAGUUCCAGACUCGUUGAUUCCCGAUGUGCUGUACCCCCUGUAGCUCCUGUUGGUGCCCGGUCUCCUGGUUAUUGUCUGUGUUCUAGGGACACCGUCCACAGCAGGUCUCCUCCCAGACCAGAGCUGCCCAGAGAAGUGUAGCCUCUUCCUUCACUGGAAAAUGGCUCACGCUGUUGCUCCCAGGACCCCACUGAUGGUUUUGAGAUGCCCAAUUGAACCAACACCUUAUGAAUGAAGAUUUCAAACUAAGAUCUGAGUCAGGCCUGUCUGGAAUUCGUGGUUCAAAGUCAAGAUGACCCACUCCUAAAUGUUACAAGAGGCGUCUUGCUGCUGCCCUGCAACCUUCACUGAGCCUUGCUUCUUGUAGCCUAGGGCGAGGCGCUCUGCCCAGUAAGAGUGGCCCUGGCCUGGGUCAGCACAGGACAGGCAGCCUUGCUCUCGGCACGGUGUCUCCCCUUCUCACUGACGCCUCUCCCAAGCAGUAGAACCCCCGACCCCUGACCGUAGAUACUGGACUGACUGGUGUCGAUCCCACCUUGGCUAGCACCCAGCUGCUGCAGACAGGCUGUGGGUGGCUGCCACAGGGACCGUACUAGGACGGCCACUGCGGUGACUUGCCUGUGGUGGCCCAAAGGGCCUCGCUGCAGACGCCGUGGGAAACAGCAACAUUCCUGCUCCUCCCUGGUGACAGACUGCAAACCCAGCGCUGGCCUUUGCAUGAGUCAGAGGCCUGUUGCGGCCCUGGCCCCUUCUGUCUUCCUCCUUUGAGCAGGAUAGAGGUCUGGAAGACACGGGCCAGGGAGGGAAUGAGCCGAAUAGGGUCAAACUGGUGGCUGUUUUCCCUGCAGAGUUUCUGUGCGGUGAAAAUGACCCAUCUGUCAAGGGAUAGGAGUGAGUGGACUGCUGCAAUUUUCUCAAGCUCCUCAGAGCCUGCCAUUGUCAGGAUGCACGUUCCCAUCCUGACAAGUGAGAAAUUGAAUCUCUGGUGACAUGAGUCCAGUUCUGGGCUUUCCUAAGAGGAGGGCUCUGGUCGGGCUUCUUAGGAUAUGCAAAUAGGUCACCACUGGGGAAGAAGACACCCCAGAUCUUUUCUUGAGGAUAUUUGAAAAUGUGACACAUCUCCAGCCUCUUGUUGGAAUCCCAGGGCUCAGAGCACGUGGUGUUCCUGACAGACGUCUGGUCUGUGUCGUCUCCCCGACAAGGACUUUGAGUUCCUUGGAAGAGAGAAUCUUUGUAGGGAACACAUCCCUACAAUGGCUGAUACGUAGCCCUGAAAGUUUUUUUCUUCUAUUGCUUCUUGGAAGAAAAGAUCUUUGCUGAUCCUUGUCUGCGUUUGAAAAGGGUCCAUCCUUAUGGAUGUCCUGAAACAAAAGCCCUGUCGAGGCCCAUUCAUGCUUGGGUAGCAGCCCGGCUUCGAGUAGAAAGCCAGAGCUCUUAUCCACAGCUGCUGCUGUGGCUGAUCGUAGAGAAACGGAGGCAACAGGGCUGACUCUCCCCUGGCCAGCGUGCAGCUCAGAUUAGGAAAGCCGGGGUCCUUCUGCAGACCAAAGCUGAGCCCAGGGCACAAUGCUUUGGAGCUGUAAGUUCUGCCUGCAAUGGGGAGACCUUACCUCGGCCGGCCUCGCAGGGCCUCUGCGUGGUCCUCGGCUCCUGGAGCUGGAGGACUGAAUCCACCUGGGUCCCCAUCUCACAGAGUAAGUCACGCGAGAGUCACUGUUCCACUCUCGUCAUUUCGACAGGGAGUGGACGCUUCCUAGCAUAAGGCAAAACCCUGGUACCAGAAAUAUCUGGAAACACAAGAUACUGUCCUGGGACUAGGGACUGAUCCAGUAUAGCAGGUCUGAUUCGAGACUGGUUGGUCGAUGAUUCCUGCCAUAAUUACUCUGAAGUUGAUCUGUGAUCUGUGACUAUAAUACUGAUAUAUUCUCUUUUGCCUCGUUUCCCUUCUCACUAUGGAUUUUAAUGAAGCAGGAGUAUUUGAGCUAUAAUUUCUAGAGCUUAUUUUAUUUAGAAUUGAUUUUCUUACGGAAAUAAUCACAGUUAGAGACAGGGCCAAGGUUGGCUGCUGGGCCUUAGAAGACCUGAGUGCAACCAAGCAGUGUGUGACACCCGUUCUGGCAUCACAGUGCAGGUGGAAAGUGUUACCUGUCCAUCAUGCUGGGGACAACAGGUGAGCAUCAGAAGGCCAGGGGCCCCACCCAGCCACUCCCUGGGCUGCAGAUUGGUCCACGUGACGCAGGCCAUGGAUGCAGCACCCCCUGGGGAGCGUCCCACGAAGUUUUCUCAGACUGGUAGGUGAGGCACAUGCAGGGGGUCAGGGGACAGUGAUGGGAAGGAAAGGUUCAUUGUGUUUUUUCUUUUUUUUAUUUGACAGGCAGAGUUAGACAGUGAGAGAGAGACAGAGAGACAGAAAGGUCUUCCUUCCGUUGGUUCAGCCCCCAAAUGGCCACUACGGCCGUUGCUGCACCGAUCCGAAGCCAGGAGCCAGGUGCUUCCUCCUGGUCUCCCAUGCAGGUGCAGGGCCCAAGCACUUGGGCCAUCCUCCACUGCCUUCCCAGGCCACAGUGGAGAGUUGGACUGGAAGAGGAGCAACCGGGACUAAAAUCCAGCGCCCAUAUGGGAUGCCGGUGCCACAUGUGGAGGAUUAACCAAGUGAGACAUGGCCCUAGCCCCUCCUUGUAUUUUUUCUACUCUUGCAUAAUGUUUGAAAAUUUCUGGAGUGAAAAUUGGGAAGAAAAACAACCCAGGCCCCGUUUAGUGGAUUUUAUACCUGUCUGAACAAGGGUAGGAGUUGGAGGAGAUGUGGCUUUGAGGUCUGUGAAAGAACGCGGCUGAUCUUUGUCCCUCGUUCUUGAGGGAGACUAAGUCCUUGGGAUUUCCUGGGCUCUAAGAGUUCCUUUGUUAAACAUGAGCCCCUUGGACCAUACCCUGAGUUUGUGAAACACCAGCCACCUGUGAUGAGAGGCUGGGGCUUCGAGCCUCUCCUACCUCCAGGGAGGGCUUCUGGGAGGGGGCUAGGGGAUUGAGUUCAGUCACAUAGGCAACAAUGCAAUCAAUCCUGCCUACACAGUGAAAUCCCAGGACGUGGGGGCUCCGUGGUGCUUGCUGUUGUGAACACGUGGAGAUGCUAGAAGGGUGGCGGACCCUGAUUCUGCGAGGGUCUACAGAAGCUCUGUGUUCCAGACUUUUGUGUCCUGUGGAAUAAAACUGGCCUCCUGAGUACGGUGCUGUCCUGUGUCCUGUGACUCCUAGCAGAUGAUGACCUGAGGGAGGGCGCGGUGCCUCUGGGAUUGGUAGCAGAGGCAGCUGGCCUGGGCCCCAGAGGGGCCGUCUGAAGUAAGAGCAGUCUCGUUGGGGACUGUUCUUUGGCCAGUGGCAUCUGACCUAGCUCUGCAGGGUGAGUGGCACAGCACUGGUGUCACAACGGGUGGUGGUGGGCCUGAGCCUGCUGCUCUGAACUGGAGCCCCGCGAAUGCACACACACAGAGGUGUUCCCUCCCAUGGGAGGUCCCCAGCGUUCAGCUUCGGGGUUUUAUUCUCUGGGCCCCACCUUCUGCUGCAGCAGUUCCCUCCUCAUGGUCACUGUCAGGCAGAUAAUUAGACACGAGUGAUGGGGGAGAGCACAAGACCUCCCUCCAGGGCUGAAACCAAGGACCUGCCCUUGGCCAGAACCCACCCGACACUCCCCACUUUGCAUUUUAACUUGUGGUUAAAGUACCCUGAUGAAAUGGGAGCCCAGCUGGACUGGAAAAGCUCAGUUCGUAGCCACCUGUACAGAGAGCCCAAGGAGAGGCAGCUUCUGGAUGUUGGUCACCGAUGCCAGUCAAGAGCAUCCCAGCCACAUCACCAGCCCCUCAUACAUUAGAAAUAAAAGCCCCAGACAGGGAAGAAAAGGUGUCGCUGGCUCUCUCUGUUUCUUGGAACAUACUUUAAUAAGACCUGUUUUUGCUGUCCCUACUUUGAUCUCUGAACUAAAUUCAGUGAAAAAGGAUGGGGGAAGCUGGCUGUCUGUGGCAGAUAGUCCAGCCGUUCAGACACCCCGUUAGUGUCGUGGGACACACUUUUACGAAAUGUUCAGGACGGUCCCUUGUGACUUCUUAGGAAAGCCAAGCUGAG